Linderina pennispora is the source of this 576-nucleotide messenger RNA. RefSeq names its product vacuolar assembly protein DID2. Gene Ontology annotation, cellular component: ESCRT III complex; multivesicular body. The transcript has 4 exons. The record is from RefSeq and is a predicted model, not a curated record. The coding region runs from base 1 to 576 and encodes 191 amino acids. Lineage: Eukaryota; Fungi; Kickxellomycota; Kickxellomycetes; Kickxellales; Kickxellaceae. Gene Ontology annotation, biological process: protein transport; late endosome to vacuole transport; endosome transport via multivesicular body sorting pathway.
AUGGAGAACAGCCUGUUCCAGCUCAAAUUUACAGCCAAGUCGCUAGCACGACAGUCGAAGCGGUGCGAGAAGGAGGAGCAGAAGGAGCGGCUAAAGCUGAAGAAGGCUAUCCAGAAGGGCGACAACGAAAGCGCGCGUAUCUACGCGUCGAACGCGAUCCGCAAGAAGAACGAGAGCCUAAAUCUGAUCAAGCUGUCGUCGCGCAUCGACGCCGUGGCGAGCCGGGUGCAGACGGCGGUGAUGAUGCGGCAAGUGACGGGCUCGAUGGCCAACGUGGUGCGCGGCAUGGACCGGGCAAUGGAGUCAAUGAAUCUCGAGAAAAUCUCGAUGGUCAUGGACAAGUUCGAGUCGCAGUUCGAGGACCUCGAUGUGCAGACCGGGUAUAUGGAGGGGGCGAUGGGCGGAGCGACGACGCUGACUACGCCGCAGGAUGAGGUGGACGGGCUGAUGCAGCAGGUUGCGGAUGAGGCGGGCUUGGAGCUCAAGCAGGAGCUGGGCAACAUGGUGACCCCGCAGGCGCUGCCCGAGGACUCGGAGCUGACGGAGCGGCUGGCGAAGCUGCGCAAUGCGUCAUAG